Molecule: messenger RNA, 4560 nt
Organism: Cyprinodon tularosa
Lineage: Eukaryota; Metazoa; Chordata; Actinopteri; Cyprinodontiformes; Cyprinodontidae
Gene: cemip2
Product: cell migration inducing hyaluronidase 2
Exons: 24
Coding region: 324-4481 (1385 amino acids)
Source: RefSeq, a predicted model, not a curated record
UUUCUCUCCAAGCCGCGCCUGCUCCCUCUUGGUGGGGUUGGAGGCUGACUUUACGGAUGAAAGGCAGCCUAUCAGCAGAAGAAAAAAAAAAAGAAACAUGUGGAAAAGGAGUAUAUAUAGAGAGAACGAGUAAAUCCCGAACGCUUUCCGGGCUGAUAGGUUUAUUUCAGCAGCUCGGUGGAUCUUUCUUCUCAUAUCGGUUCUCCAGAGAGCGAAUGGACUCAGCAGGACAACCGUAGACCUCAGCGUCCACUCCGCCGUCUGCAUUGUGUUGAACUGUUGGGGGUGGAAGAGGAUUCACCGGGUAAGCGGACAGGAAUACCAUGCCGACGAGUGAUUGCCCAGGCCGCUUCCCCGCAUUUGUGCCUCCGCCUCACAGCAGCCAUCAGAGGUGUCCAGGUUACGUCCCCGGACGGGUGGCUCCCGCCCGCCCGCCUACACCUGCCAAAGCUCCUCCACCUCCACCGUUCAAGCCUCACGUCCUGCGACUGGAGCAACGGACUACGCCCAGUUCGUCCGUGGAAAACCAGCGCAGGGAAACUCAUCUUAGCCUACUGCAAAGGAAAAACACUCUUAUCUGCUGCGGCUUCUCAUUGGGUGCUUUCUUUCUGACACUUAUUCUUGUCCUCAGUCUCACAUCUGGAGAAGAGUUCGAUGAGAACUGUCCAGACCAUCACCUAUCCCUAAGUAGCUGGAAUCCAGGCCACCAACCAAACAAGGAUAUUGUUGUUCGGAGAGGACACUUGUAUAGAUUGGAAUCUUCUGCCACCUUCCGUUCACUUACCAUUCAGUCAGGAGGUCGAGUAGUUUUUGCUGACAAUUCGGACGGCAGCAGAAAUAUAACCUUAAGAACACAUCACAUCCUUAUUGAAGACGGUGGCGCCUUUCAUAUUGGUUCACCAAAAUGUCGGUAUCGGUCCCGUGCCACAAUUGCCCUAAUCGGUCGCUCGGACAACAAAGCUGUCCCCGAGGUGCCCGUCCUGGGUCGCAAGUUCAUCUGCGUCAUGGGGGGGGGAACUCUAGAGCUGCACGGCACAGAGCGGGUUUCCUGGUCUCUGCUGACCAGAAGCAUCCCCGCAUCCGGGCUUGCCACCGGCGGUUAUGCCUUCGAGAAAAACUUCAGCCGAGGGAUCAACUUCCGAGUGUUUGACCAGGAUACAUCUGCACUGCUGCACGAGGAACGCUACGAUACACACGAUUCCCGUAAUGACAGCCGGAGACUUACCCAGCAGCUCCGCUCUCUGCCACCGGGCCGCAUAGUCGCUCUGGCUGUGGGGGACUCCGCGGUCAAGAGCCUGCUGGAGGAAACCAAGGCGGCCUUUAAAGAGGUCCUUGGCAGCAGAUUUGCCAGUGAUCUCAAAUACAGGCAGGCGUGGGCUUUGGUUUCUGUGGUUGGCGGUGGCAACGAGUCGUGCUCGGAGGAUGUGAGGGAACACGAAAACCUUAACACAGGUGGAAGAGCUCUUGCAAGUCGCAGUUUCACCACUGUGGAGGGAGUGAACUUCUCAGUGUCGGCCUACAGCGAGUGGAAGAAUGGCUACCCCAUCAUGGGCUUCCUGGUAGACGCUGCAGACCAGGUGGUGCUUAACCUCCAAGAUGAAGUCCAGCAGACCUGGAAACCAGGUGAUAAUAUUGUGGUGGCCAGUACAGACUACUCUAUGCACCAAGCUGAAGAGUUCACCCUGCUACCCUGCCCUCAGUGUACCAGCAGGCAGGUCAGGAUACAAGGGAAGCCUCGGUACAAUCAUGUUGGUGAGAUCAUCGAUGGAGUCGACAUGCGAGCUGAGGUGGCUCUGCUCUCCAGGAACAUUCUCAUCUACGGAGAAAUGGAAAGCUCUUGCUAUGGAGACAACCUGUGCCAGUUCUUCAACCACGACACCUUUGGAGGUCACAUCAAGAUCCUUCGUAACUUCUCAUCGGUGCAUCUGUCCCAUGUGGAGUUAAAAAACAUGGGCCAGCAACGAGUAAGAGGCAGCUACCCGCUUCACUUUCACAUGUGUGGGGAUGUUGACCAGAAGGGUGGCUACAGGGAGCCGACGUAUGUGGAUGGAGUUUCCAUUCACCACUCCUUCUCCCGCUGCCUCACCAUCCACACCACCAACGGGCUGCUGGUGCAGAACACAGUGGGGUAUGAUACGUUGGGUCACUGUUUUUUCCUGGAGGACGGAAUUGAACAGCGGAACACUUUCUACCACAACCUUGGCCUCCUGACUCAGCCUGGGACUCUGCUGCCAACAGACCGCAAUGAGACUCUGUGCACCAGUAUCAGGGAUAAAGUCUACAAGGGCUACACUCCUUCACCAAGUACAGAGUGCAAGGCAGUCUCAACAUUCUGGAUCGCCAACCCCAACAACAACCUGAUCAGCAAUGCAGCUGCUGGCUCUCAGGACGCUGGAAUAUGGUUUGUGUUCCACAGCUCUUCCACUGGAGACUCUCAUGGGCUUGUACCAGAGACCAAGGCAGAGCUCACUCCUCUUGGGAUUUUUUAUAACAACCGUGUGCACUCUAACUUCAAGGCAGGGCUGUUCAUUGAUAAAGGAGUGAAGACUACGAAUGCCAGCGCUGCUGAUCCCCGGGAAUUCCUCUGUCUAGACAACAGUGCAAGAUUUCGACCCCACCAGAAUGCUGACCCCAGUCAACCUCGAGUGGCCGCAGUCAUUGACUCUCUGAUCUCAUUCAAGAACAAUGACUUAGGAGCAUGGAUACGAGGGGGAGACAUUAUCAUCCAGAACUCUGGCUUUGCAGACAAUGGAGUGGGACUGUCUUUUGCCAGUGAUGGCAGCUACCCUAAGGAUGAAGGGUCCAGCCAGGAGGUGACACAGUCCCUGUUUGUUGGGGAGAGCCGAAACAGAGGCACCAACGGAGGACAGAAUAAAUACUGGGGGAUGGGAGGAACUGACGGAAAGAUGCGGACACUGCCAAGAAACAAGACUUUCCCAAUCCGAGGUUUCCAGAUCUAUGACGGUCCAGUGCGUGUUACCCAGAGUACGUUUCGAGGUUUCAUCCCUACACUGGAGCGCUACACCAGUGCAGUUGGCUUCAACUUGAAGAACACCUGGCAGCUGACCCCACGAAACAACCUGUCCCAGCUCAGCUUCCACCCUAAUGUGGCUCUUCGAGUGUUCUUCGGUCGUCCUGGACAGUGGUUCGAUGAAAACGACCUGGAUGGGGACAAGAACUCAAUCUUUCAUGACUUGGACGGGUCAGUAACUGGUUACAGAGAUGCGUAUGUCGGCAGAGCAGACAAUUAUCUAAUCCAGCAUCCCGACUGUCAGAAAAUUCCCCGGUGGAAUGGAGUCAUCUGCAGCGGGCGCUAUUCUCAGGUCUACAUUCAAACAUGGGGAGCCCCCAGCCUGAGUUUGUCUAUCAACAGAGAUGAAUACCCUGACGCACCUCUGGUGCUGAGAGGGAUUAACAGCCAGGGGGCGUCAUCUCAACAAUACCAGCCUAUCCUGAUGAUGAGCAAGAGCUACACUAUGCACUGGAAUGGACCUGCGCCCAGAGAGGUCGUCCUCUCUCUCAUCAAUUUUGAUAGAGACGACUGGGUUCUGGUUGGACUCUGUUACCCAUCAGACACAACGUUUCAGAUCAUGAGUGACAUCUAUGACAGGCAGAGAAAUACAUUUGAUGACAUUGUUGAUUAUGGCCCCGUUUCCUCGCUGGCCCAGCUGAAGUCCACAGAAAGAAAGUACUUCUUUGACCAACCUGUUGGCUUACUGUGGUUUUACCUCCGAGCCCGGCAUGGACGGGAUGGCCACAGCUACUGCUCAACCAAAGGCUGCGAAAGAGUAAAAAUCACAGCCACUACAUCGUCCAAACAGACCUGCAACUGUACCGCUAAGGCCUAUCCCAAGUACUCCAAGCCCCCCUCAGCUGUGGUGCCUCUGCCAGCUCAAAACACGCAGCUUUGCAAAGACUGUGGGGCUGAGAAGAUGGUGUUUUCUAGUGAGCCUUGGAUGUCCUACCUUCACACACAAGUUAAGUCUUUAAGCAGCAAAGAAAAAGGACAUAAUGACUCCUUUAUUACUGUAAAUGAGGUUACCAUGCAAUUUUCUCAGACUGGGUUUUUCCUGGUCUCUGUGGAUGCCUGUUCGGGAAAAGUCACCAAAAAAGUCUCAUUUAAGAAGGUAGACACAAAGAUGAAACAGUUUCUAAAAACAGGAAUCCCAAAGCGGUCAAUAGUACUCUUAGCAACACGAGGUCAGCCUGAGGGGCUGGUGGACAUGGCUCCACUUCUGAUUUCUUUUGGUUUUGCUAAAGCUGCUGAUCUGCACAAAAAAGACAGCCUUGCAAUGUGGGGAUUCCUGGGUGCUUCUCCGCCUCCUUCGUGGGUUUCGCUCCAAACUGGAGAAGAGGACAACACGUUGGGGCUGCAGGAGCGCUACCUGCCCCUGGGUUUGGAGAGUUACGGCUGUUCGCCACUUGCAGCUCAAAAACGCAAAGACCUUGAGCUUCUGAAAAAAGCCACAGGACAACACUAGCCAAUGUGAACACUUCAACCUGCCAAGCCAAAAAAAAAAAAACUUGCACACGAACACACAGCCAGUUGAUGAAUGUGAA